UUCACAGUUUCCAAGGUAACUGGGCUGCUCUCCUGAAAGGAGCUACAUCAUCAGCAUCCCUCCAGCGAGAGCUGCAGUACAGCAGGCACCUCCCUCACACACCGCACUAUAAGGAAAAUGGAGUAGUGUUAUGCCAAACCAAACAUCCCCAUCCUCAGGACCACGCCGCGUUUCACCAUGAGCAUCGCCGUAUCGCCGAUGGCCACUGAGGCUUCUUCCCCUAUGAUCACUUCUGUGACCCCCACCCUCGAAAAUGACCCGGAUAAGCAUGAUGACCUGGAACUGUGCGGGGCUGGUGUUAGCGGUGAUGGAACGACCCACACACAAGAUCCUUACCGCAGGUACCAGAAGCCCCCACCCCUCCACACAGGGGCCGACUGGAAGGUCGUGCUCCACCUGCCGGAGAUAGAGACAUGGCUGAGGGCCACGACAGAACGAGUAAGAGACCUCACACAUUCUGUGCAGCAAGACAUCACCAAUAGACAUGUGGAUGUGCACCUUGUACAGCUCAAGGACAUCUGUGAAGACAUAUCCGAUCAUGUCGAGCAGAUCCACGCGCUGCUGGAGACGGAGUUCUCCCUGAAGCUCCUGUCCUACUCGGUGAACAUCAUCGUGGACAUCCGCAGCGUGCAGCUCCUCUGGCAUCAGUUACGAGUGUCCGUGUUGGUUCUGAAAGAGAGGCUCCUGCAGGGUCUCCAGGACUCCAACGGCAACUACACCCGCCAGUCCGACAUACUGCAGGCCUUCAGCCGGGACCACGACGAGACUCGACUGGAUGCUCUCACAGAAGUGGACGACUGUGGUCAGCUAACCAUUAAGUGCAGUCAGGACUACUUUUCUCUGGAUUGUGGCAUCACCGCCUACGAACUAGACGACUACAGUCCCAUCGAGGAUCCAGAAGGCCGAGGGCCCCGCUCCCUCUACCCCGAGUUGGAGCAAGACUUCCCUGAACUGCUCCAGAGCGUGGAUCUUCUCAACAUCGCGGUCUCUAGACAGAACCAGGGGUCAUCACCUUCACAAGAGCCUGUAACCACCCAAGAACCCGAAGAGACAAUCAGCGACUCCGCCAACGGCGACAUUGCACCAGAUACGGCAAUGCAGGGUGUGAGCCCACAAAGCGACAGCGGCCUUGGCGUUUCCAAACGUCCUCUUCAGGGUGGCUUUAGGAGUGAUGUGUCGCCCUCACAGCCCUUGCCCAAGAAGCCGAUGUACCUUGAGGGUGACGCAGAGAUGAGGAGGCCUCUGCAGUAUCAGGCGGAUAUAAGCAGGAGCACUCCGUCCCUUUUGGACCCACCGGAUCGUUCAAAGUUCUGGCUGGAGUUGGAAUCGGUGUAUCCGGGCAACGGGAGUCAAUCCUAUGAGAGUCUUCAUGCCACGACGGGGUGGAACCUGCAGAUGGGUCAACAGGUGUUCGAGAGACCCGGCAAUGCCCAAAUUCUCGAGAGACGCUCAUCUGAGGCUCUCCGGGGGUCACACACUCAGAUGUGCUCGAGUACAAACUUGAAGAAUAAGACAACGCAUUCUGAAGCCAAGCGGGCUUACAGCGACUCUUCCAGCCCUCCACCAUCUUCAGGGGAGGACAUCUCAGACCAUGACUCACGAGAAAUGUCCUCCAGCCCUGACGAUCGUGCCCCCACCGCAGAUUCCCUUUGGGCAAAUAGCCGAAAUAGCCGCAUCUCGGACAUAUCAGCCAGCCCCAAAGAACGCUGGUACGGCUCGGAUGAGUUCCUCGCUCUUCCAGCCCAUCUCAGAAAGACGGAGAUGCUGGCGAUGAAGCUGGAAAGCCUCGCCCAGGCUCUUCCACAGAGAUGUCUGCAGGAGCCCGUACAGGACGUCGAUGACUGGGAACUCACAGAGGUCAACCCCGAAUGGGAGAGCAACGCUGAUCUCAUGCUUCACCCCUUUAGGAAACCAUUCCAAGUGGGGCGAUUCUCACAGGCCUCUUCUAGUGACGUCGCCCCUUCUCUGGAUGAGAGUAUUGAAUCCGGGCCUCUCAGUGACCUGCUGUCGGGGGACGAGGGGGUGCGGAGUACACCCGAGUCCAGGGGAAGAAACGUAACAGAGGGGUGGCCCAGCGCACCAAAGAUGAUACUGCAGUGCACACCGUUGAUAGAGAAACUCAUCGAGGACAUACAGCACCAGGAUCACGACGUUUGGGGACAGAUAGAGGGUUUUGUCAGCAAACUGGAUGAGUUCAUCUGUUGGCUGAGAGACGCUUUAGAAACCACAGAGAACUGGACGCCACCUAAAGCAGAUAUCAACAGCCUCAAACUCUAUCUGGAAACACAUCUUAGUUUCAAACUCAACGUGGACAGUCACAGCGCUCUGAAAGACAGUCUCCUGGAGGAGGGACGACAUCUCCUGGAACUCAUCACCUCCCACAAAUCAGGGUUACGGGACAUCCUCCAUAUGGUCUCAUUCCAGUGGCAGGAGCUCCAGAGGCAGAUUCGCCGUCAACACAACUGGAUGCUCCGCACGCUGGACGCAAUCAAAACCCACAUCCUUUCCAGCGAGAGGAACGAGGAACGCGAGGCCCACAGUCUUCACGACAGCCCCAAGGUAGAGGUCCAACAAAGUCAUCGAGAGGCCCAGAAAGAUGUUCUGGAUCAGAUGAAAGUUAAACUGAAGAGUCAACAGUACAGCCCGAACAGCAGAAGUAUUGACUUCACCCGAAUGUCCAAAUCUAGCAGCCUAUCAGAGUUUGAGGCCGAGUACCAGGAGCUCUGGGAUUGGCUGAUGGACAUGGAAUCCAUAGUGACUGACAGCCACGAUCUGAUGAUGUCAGAGGAGCAGCAGCGUCAUUUGUAUAAAGGAAACAGUGUGGAGAUGUCCAUGUGGCUUCCAAAGAAAACCCAACUUCUAGGCUGGUCCGAAUCUCUGAAGAGAAGCGGCGUCGAACUGCCCGCCGACUUCGACCGUCAACUGAGUGCCCUUAGAAGCAAAUGGGAUCAACUGGAGAAAACCCUAGCGGAACAUGUGGAACCCAGCAUGGGCCGUCAUAGCCAGCGUGAUCUUCUGUCUCCGGACACCAACAGGAUGGUGACCCAGCUGGAGACCCGGAUAAAAGAGUUAAAGAUCUGGCUGAGAGAAACCGAGCUCUUCAUCUUUAAUCUGAACCUCAGACCAGAAGCAGAGCAGUGUGAGGAUGCCCAAGAUCAACAACACGGCCCGCAGGACAGCAAACAGCUGCAGCACUUUAAGGCUCUGUGUAUGGAGGUGCGGGGCAGACGGAGGGGCGUUUCCUCCGUGUUGAGACUCUGUCAGAAGCUUCUGGACGGGCCCGAGCGUCAGAGCUCAGAGUCAGAUGGACAGUCUCUGCAGCUGCUGCAGGUGAAUCUGGAGAGACGCUGGGAAGCUAUCGUCAUGCAGGUGCUACAGUGGCAGAUCAGACUCCAGCGCUCUCUGGGCAGAGACCAGGUCCCGGGAAACCUCAUUGAACCUUCGCUCAUGGACCUCCAGUGCGUGACGGAAGACUCCUGGGAAUGGGAUGAGAUGGACAUGACCAUUGGCAAUCUAGAGACGCAGGACUGUGAAGACAAGCCAAACACUGAAUCUGAAUUGCACCUUAAUUCCCCAAAGGAGCCUUUUAGUCCAACGAACGACACACAGCGCAAGGCAACCUUCAACACGGUGGAGGAGGAGAAUGCCUCCACACCUCGUGUUUAUCAAGUGUACAGUCUGCAUAACGUGGAGCUCUACCAUCAACCCCAAUAUAAACACAGAUCAUCUUCAACCAAAGCCAAAGUUCAGCAGCCCCUGUUGAAGAGCCUGAGCAUGGAUUCCUCAUUCUCCUCCACUGAAUCCCUGCCUGAUAUCCUGGGAGAGCUGUUAAAGGGGAAGCACGAGCUGCUGUCGGAGUUGACCAGGAGAUCAGAAAGCGAAAGUGGGAUAGUCAGCGAGGGAGACACGGAGACCACGGGUAACUCUGAGGUUUGCCUGCUCUUCCAGAGCGAUGAUUCGAAAGUGUGCGUUACUCUGACUCCACCCACAGUCGAUGUAGACAGAGUCUCAGAUGAAGACAUAGACAGAGUUUUGGAGCGUGCCAAUAGGUGUGCAGAAUAUGGCGACAGUCUCACCAUUGGGAACAGUGACCGGCGGAUGCACGUCAUGAAAAAGAAGAGGGAGGAGUGUCGAGAAAACAAGAGGAAACACUGCAAGGAACCAUUGGAGAUCUUCAUCAAUGACAUAAACCCUAAAGUUAACCAAAGCACAAAAGUUGAUGAAAUGGUAACCACAGAGACAAGGCUUCACAAAGAGUUCCCACAGUUAUCCCAGGGGUCUUCACUUGACUCCCUUUAUGCAGUAGGAGAGUUAUUUCCAUUUAGCAAAGAGACACUAACUCGUAGCACAUCCCUGGAAAGCUGGCUCGCUCCUUGCAAGAGCACGGAGGACGGCGGUAGUAAGGAAAGCCUAAGAGACAUUGGAUCGGCCAUGGAGCCAACAGGAGAGCUCAGCAGGAGAACUCUGGAACUGUUGAAACGCCUUGAAAAUAUCCAAAGCCCUCUUGCUCAGAAGAUGACGCGGAGCGUGUCUGACGUAACGCUCGAGAGCAGCUCGCUGUGGCGUGGACCACGCUCCACUGGCGCGUCCUCCUCUAUAAACGAGAGCUCUGCAGCCUCUCUCACAGAGCUGAGCAGCACUGAAGACUCAUCAGUGGCAUCCGAAGACCUGGCCGUGCAAAUGAACCGCUGUGUGGAUGCCGAAUCGAACGUAUCCUUCCAGAAGCAUUGCCGCAGCCAGCAGCAAACCGAAGAGGGUGAUGCGAGCGUCAGUAUGGUCGUCAAUGUGUCCUGCACCUCAGCCUGUACGGAUGAUGAGGAAGACAGCGACCUUCUCUCGAGUUCUACCCUGACACUUACCGAGGAAGAGCUCGGUAUUAAAGACGACGACUCGAGUGUCACCUCUGAUGAAGAGUACACUGAAGGCCCCUUUGCUCUUGGGAUGGACUAUAUAAAGGGCGAGUUUCAGAGCUGGAUGAAACCCAGACCUCAGUGCAGAGAAAAGAAUGAGGCUGAUCUUGUGGAUGAGUUGCAAUGUGGCACCCUGUCUAGAGAAAUCCUAUCACCCAUCAAAUCCGCCAACGACAGGCAGUUUCUCAGCCACUCAGCACUGAAACUCUUAGAAGCUGAUGCCAAUGCUAAAAACGAGAGCCUAAAUCAAAAAGGGGUGGACGGAAACCGUAAGGAUGCCACCAGAAGCUACAUCAGCCGUUUUGUGGACGACAUGGAGAACGGCAAUGUCGAGAGCGCUCACAGCAAGCUAAAGGAUGAAGAUCUGAACGAAGAGCUGCUGAGAGAGGAGGGAAGUUUGCUUACUAGGAAGGGGGAGUCGUUUAAAGGCUGUUACGUGACGGAUGCUGGAAAUGUCCUCAGAAGUGAUAUGCUAACCGCCACGUCUCCAUCCUCGUGUGAACAACUGAGCUUGAUCUCCAAAGAGUCAUCGCUGGAGGGGCAGCUGAAAGGCGAGCUUCCCUGUCACAGCUCUCGUUGUUCUUCACCCUCCAUCUCUCCAAUAGACGAUUGCUCGGCAGCACACGCUCGACAGAAACAGCUCGCUGCCUUCCUGAACGACGUUCACGAGAACCAUCAGGAAUGCGCUUCGGAUAUCUGCAGCCACUUAGCUUUCACAUCCAAGGAGGAGACGAAAAACGAAAACGUCCACGAUUUUGUGAUGGAGAUCAUCGACAUGACAUCCAUUGCCUUGAAAACCAAAGAGACGCAGGCAGAGCAGCCCACGGAGGUUUCCAAACCAACAUCUGUGUCUCAGAUCAAAGAGAAAGUGCUCGAACACUCCCACAGGCUCAUCCACCUGCGCAAGGGCGACUUCUACUCCUAUCUGUCGCUCUCCUCUCACGACAGCGAUUGCGGAGAGGUCAGCACUUGCGUGGACAACACGAGCGGCACCCCGAUCUUAUCCGGGACGCCAGAUAUCCGUGACGAGGAGCCGCUCUUCGAGGCUUGCACAGAGGAGGUGUACCUAGGCCCUCCUCUCUGUUACAGCAUGUCCAUUAGCAAACGGCCCACGAGACAUGCCGGCAAACUAAUAGAGCCCCUCGGUCUCCAGAGCUCAGCACCUCGCUCGGCCUGCGAUGAAUACCAAAAAGCACAUGGUAUUGCUGAAGAAAGUGUAGCUGGUAGCCAGCCGGAGUGCCAUAAUGAGGCUCCUUAUCUUAAUCCUUUACCACGUGAAACCCUGAUAGAUACUGUUGAAUGUUUUGCAGAUACUAAAAUGCUUGAAUCCAAUAUUUCCCCUGUAAUGACUAAGAUAAGAGUCUCUUGCUCCACUACAAAUCCUUUAAAAGAGGAAAGCGGCCUUUAUAUUAAUCCCAAAAUUAACUGUCCGCUGAUAAGGAAAAGUGAUAGCGAUGAAAGGGCCCCCGCUUCACAGCCGACGACACACAAGAAUGUGGGGAAAGGCCGCAGCUCUGCGCCGGAAGUCAAGUCGACUCGUAAACAGCUUGCAAGGUCAGAGAACAUCAGUGAUGUUGCGGUGGGCCGCAGGGCUCCACAGACAAAUAGCUCAUCUGCAGGAAGGGUUGGAGUCAGCAGUAGGCCUCAGGUCAAGAAAUUCUCUGGAAGUCUAGCCACGUCUGUGUGUAAACCCUAACUGAUCUUGUUGGGGCUAUCUGAAGGCUUACACACCUGCAUUGUGAUUUUGGGAUCUGGAAGAAAAUCCACACCUACCUGGAUAUUAGUGCAUGGGCCGCUAGUCUGGCACUUUAGAGACCUGAGUCCUUCAUCCUCACUCUCUCCUCCUCCUCCUGGCUGCUUUGCUAUUUAGCCAUGACCUUUGAUCCCCGGUGACAUAAGCGUGAGUGACCCGCCACUCGAAGCUCCACCCUGGACUGAGCUACCUCACCAGUCUUCUACCAUACAUACUCCUGUCUGACACUUAAACACUCUUGUGUACAAAUAAAACCUAUUUCAUUAUCUGAUGGUACUCUAUCUGAUCAGCCGGCUACUGUUGGCACAAUGUUUGCAUCCUCAGGGUCAAAGCUGAGGUGUGUUAUUUGAGGGUUGCCCCUAGCGCUUUGAAGUUUUCAGUGAAUCUGUAAUGUGGUCCUAGAUUUGGACGUGUUGCGUUCUCCAUAUGGUAAAAUCAGUUAUGUGGAGGUCACCAAAACUAUCUUCACGUUCCUCUAGGAUAGGAGCGUCUGCGUUUCUAUGCAACACGACGAUUGUGUGAUGUUGUGUGGCACGUGAUCUUCGGCAGUGUGAUGCUGUUUUUUUACUCCCGGAGAACAAUGAAAUGUAUAAACGUAACAUUUUGUGCCUUGCAGUUAUUAUACAUGUACAUUUAAUUAAACACUGCUUUUCCCUGUCGUGUGUCGGGUAAGCGGUGAGAAAGCGGAUGUCGGCGAGGCUGAUGUUGACGAAUGAGCAUCUGUAAAUAUGUAUACUGUACGUUUGAACGCUGUUGUAUAAUGAUGUCAUAAUAACUUCAUGUUAGUGUUUGUGUUAAGUGACGUGGAUUAAAUAGUGUACUGUUAGGCUGCAUGGUAAACUAUGUACGAGAACACUUCCAUAAAUAAACCAGAUUUAAUAAAGUGCACAUGUUGC
Molecule: messenger RNA, 7559 nt
Organism: Triplophysa rosa
Lineage: Eukaryota; Metazoa; Chordata; Actinopteri; Cypriniformes; Nemacheilidae
Gene: akap6
Product: A kinase (PRKA) anchor protein 6
Exons: 15
Coding region: 178-6606 (2142 amino acids)
Source: RefSeq, a predicted model, not a curated record